Messenger RNA from Ilex paraguariensis (yerba mate), 402 nucleotides. Lineage: Eukaryota; Viridiplantae; Streptophyta; Magnoliopsida; Aquifoliales; Aquifoliaceae. The record is from the annotation of a GenBank genome assembly.
AUGGCACAGAUAUUAAAUGACAAGAAUGGUCAGUUCCAAAAGCCACCAUUGAACCCUCUUGUUGAUCUUCUAACGCUUGGAAUCAACACCUUGGAAGGAGAUAAAUGGGCCAAACGCAGAAGAUUGAUUGCUCCUGCAUUUUACCAUGAUAAAUUACAGGGGAUGCUGCCAGCAUUUUCAACCAGUUGUUGCAAAUUGAUCAAUGAGUGGAAGAACUUGGUUGGUUCUCAAGGAUCAUUUGAACUGGAUAUUGAGCCUCAACUCCAAAUUCUUUCAUCUGACGUCAUUUCUCGAGCAGCAUUUGGAAGCAGCUAUGAGGAAGGACAACAGAUUUUUAAACUUCAAAAAGAGCAGGUGGUUCUGGCGCUUGAAGCAUAUCAGGCCAUAUAUGUACCCGGUUAA